Molecule: messenger RNA, 729 nt
Organism: Fusarium pseudograminearum CS3096
Lineage: Eukaryota; Fungi; Ascomycota; Sordariomycetes; Hypocreales; Nectriaceae
Exons: 3
Coding region: 1-729 (242 amino acids)
Source: RefSeq, a predicted model, not a curated record
AUGAGCCUCGCCUAUUCUUCUUCAAGUAACUACGCACGCGACACAAAGGGAAAAGCGACUUCACCCGGAACGGAUAGAAUCCUUCCUACAACAUGCCUCACAAACAUAGAGAGGAGAUACCUGUUUGGUGUUGAUGACACGGGCAAGAGGUACAAUUUACAGUCAAAUAGCAAGUCCAAAGAGUAUACGUGGAUCGCAUCGUAUCAAGGCAUCGACCCUGCCGAUGGUAACUCGUUCAGCUUUUGGCUUUUCGAGACAGGUCAAACAGGUUCUCUGUUCUCAAGUCAUACAUUCAACAUCACCGAUCCAACUUCGACUACACAGUCGGCGACUCAAUUCACGAGAACGAGACAUCCUCAAACCAAGAUCACAACCAAAGCCACCGAAACAACUGAAAUAGCUGGCGAACCUACCUCGUCAUCUAAGAUAGUUGAUGCGACACCACCGCCGGGACUAUCUUCAGGAGCAAUAGCCGGGAUAUCAGUUGGCUCUGUCGUGGGAUGUCUAUUAAUCGCUGGUGCAGCAUUGAUGUUUUGGCGCAGAACAGGCAGAAAAGAAGCUUUACAGCCUACGGAGCCGAUGGAGGUUGCCAAGUUUGGGGUUGUUGAAGCGCCCAAUGAUAGCGAGGCUCGUCAUGGGCCUUGGGAAAUGGGAGAUGCAACCACACAGGCACAUGAGCUGUCAGCUACAGAGCAAACCUACAAUUACAGAACUGAGAGAUGGGCAUAA